Messenger RNA from Armigeres subalbatus, 746 nucleotides. Its product is annotated as transcription factor Adf-1-like. The record is from RefSeq and is a predicted model, not a curated record. Lineage: Eukaryota; Metazoa; Arthropoda; Insecta; Diptera; Culicidae. The transcript has 4 exons. Bases 105 to 746 code for a protein of 213 amino acids.
UAAGAUUGUGUUUCGUUUGAGGCAUUGAGAGAGGCAUAAUCAAUUUGAUAUUAUUUAAACACACUCUUUAAGUACCCUGUGUAGAAUCAUAUUAUAAAAACAAUAUGGAAAACCCUACACAAAAUAAAGACAAUAAUAACGAACGUAUUGUAGCAUUUGUCAAAGAACACAAAGUGCUCUACGAUAAAAGUAUGAGAGCAUAUAAAAAUAACAACAUAAGAAAUAAGUUGUGGGAUCAACUUGCAUCUACACUCAAUAUGGAUGUAAAAUCAAUAACUACGCGAUGGAGAUCCUUGAGGGAUCGUUACGUGAAAGAGAUGAAAAUAGCGGACCUACAUCAUAGAUCAGGAGCAGAAGCCAUUGACGAGGAUGUAGAACAGUGGGAACUUAUGGAACAUAUGUCUUUUCUAAAAGAUCAUGUUUGCCCUAGGAAAACAACGUCUAAUUAUGUUGAUACUAAUGCCGCAAGCUCAAGUCAGCAUACUGAUUUUCAUGAAAUGGUCGAAGAACAUUUGGAGGAACAACAACAGACUACAGAAGCUCCUUUGCAAACACCUUCAUCUACGAGGAAGCGUAAAGCAGACCAUAAAAUGUCUUCAUUAUUAGACAGAUAUAUUGCGAAUGCCGAUGGAAAGCACACAGCAUUCGGUCAACUUGUAGCACACAAGUUGUCAUACUUUUCAACAGAAAUUGCAAACAGAGUGGAAGCGCAAAUAUUAAAUGUCAUUUACCUACUCUGCUACUGA